Molecule: messenger RNA, 807 nt
Organism: Prorocentrum cordatum
Lineage: Eukaryota; Dinophyceae; Prorocentrales; Prorocentraceae
Source: the annotation of a GenBank genome assembly
AUGCAGAAGUUGUACAUCGAUGUGUGGGACGCCGACCUUGUGGGCAGCGACGACCUUCUGGGCUCGGUGAGCGUCGAGGUCGAGAGGCUGUGUGCAGAGGGAGCGUCCGAGGACGGGUUGGAGCUCAGCCUCAGCCCAUGCGGCAGGAUUUGGGUCGCAGCCCAAUGGGAAGACCUGUUGCUGCUGGAGAAUCGGGAUGCAGGCUGCACAUCAACAAAGGGUUUCCUUUUCGUGGGGGUAUACUCUGCGAGCGACUUGCCGGCACAAAAGGCAGGCGCUAUGUGGUGGGUGCAGGCGAGUUGUUCUGGCGUGGAUUUGGAUGGAUGCGAGCACGAGAUGCAGACCACCAAGCAUAUCAUGCCGACGGUCCCGCCCGACUGCGGCGGAGAUGAGGACACCAAGGCGUCCAGGGCGGCGGCCAAGGAGCUGGAAACGAAGCUCACGCUGCUCGCCAAGUACGGCGUAAAGCCGCAGGACGCCGCCACGCUGCUCGAGAUGGACCAGGGGCGCGUGGAGACGCUGAGCGCAAAGCUGCAGGACGGCCUGAACCUGCUGGGGGCCGGCGGACUCGGACGUGCGAACGCUGACCGAGGCCACUUGGAACCAGGGGUUCCGCUUCCUGGUGGGCGAGUGCGGGGAGGCGGUGGUGUCCCUCGAGCUGAAGUGCCAGGUGCCCGGAGGGAAGCCCUUUACGUGGCAUAUGCCCGAGUUUGCGGUUGCCGACCUCAUGGGGUGCGAGCACGGGACGGACACGAGGACUCCUCGGGACCCUGCGAAUGCCGGGCUUCGGCCCGCGCCUCAAGGUGA